CCCCGCCCGCCGCCCGCCCGGGAGAGCUGCCCGGGGCGCCCCGGGAGCCUCAGGUGUGAACUCUCGUUCUUGUGGGGAGAAGAGUAAAAAAUAUGCCUCCCAAGUUCAAGCGCCACCUGAAUGAUGAUGAUGUCACCGGUUCUGUGAAAAGUGAAAGGAGAAAUCUUUUGGAAGAUGAUUCCGAUGAAGAAGAAGACUUUUUUCUAAGGGGACCAUCUGGACCAAGAUUUGGACCUAGGAGUGAUAAAAUUAAGCAUGUUCAGAAUCAAGUGGAUGAAGUUAUUGAUGUCAUGCAAGAAAAUAUUACAAAGGUAAUUGAAAGAGGGGAGAGACUAGAUGAACUACAGGACAAAUCAGAAAGCUUAUCGGAUAAUGCAACUGCUUUUAGCAACAGAUCCAAACAACUUCGAAGGCAAAUGUGGUGGCGAGGAUGCAAAGUGAGAGCCAUCAUGGCCUUGGCUGCUGUCAUCCUUCUGCUGGUAAUCAUCAUUCUUAUAGUUGUGAAAUACCGUGCUUGAUUUGAUAGACAGAAAUCUUCAUGAAGCAAGAUCUGGGACAAUAAUAAUAAUAGAAGAUUGCUGCAUAAUUUAAAUGAAAUCUAUGUAUAAGACUUUCCAAACUUCUUUUUCAAGAAACCAAGAGGCAAGUAUCAGUUCGAAUCGGAGCGUUGAGAAUGUCCAGUUGUCUCCUUCCCGUCUAAUAAAAUGUGCAUUGAAUAAUUAUGUGUAACGCAAAGAAAACCAGCCUCUAUUUUGCUAUAUCCCAAGGAUCUAAUUUGAAACUAGAUACUUGCCAGGUCAUUCUAUCUGUGUAUAGUCAGACACUGAUGACAGUAUUUCAUGCUAGUGUUUUAGAAGCAUAAAGAUGAGGGUCAGGAAGCCUACAUGGAAUUCCAAAUUAUUAUUAUAGACCAUUCCAUCAGUAUUUGUGAGAAUAUCAUUCUUUUUUCUUUGCAGUUGCUUUCUUAGCAAUUCCUACUUGUUUAUGAGUGUAACAAAAGCUAAACGUUGUAAAUGUUGCUGCCUUCAGCUGUUACUUAAAACAUUCCAGUAAAACUAUUUUUGACUGUUUAAGGGAAUGUCUAAUAAUCUGAGGGUAUUUUAAUUAUGGAAGUGGGAAAUUUAAUGAAAAACAUAGUGUGGCACCAUAUAACUGGAAAUAAUAAAAGUAUUGGAGAACA
Messenger RNA from Ochotona princeps (American pika), 1180 nucleotides. It is a transcript of the gene VAMP4, whose product is annotated as vesicle associated membrane protein 4. The coding region runs from base 93 to 518 and encodes 141 amino acids. Gene Ontology annotation, biological process: Golgi ribbon formation; vesicle-mediated transport. The transcript is spliced from 8 exons. Gene Ontology annotation, cellular component: membrane. The record is from RefSeq and is a predicted model, not a curated record. NCBI's taxonomy places the organism in Eukaryota, Metazoa, Chordata, Mammalia, Lagomorpha, Ochotonidae.